GUGGAGCCGGGAUCUCACUGUGUCCUGGAGGAGCCGGAAGCGCCUAGUGAGUGCCGGGCGAGGACUCUCACCUGCUGACCCUGUGCACUCUAGAGCCGAACACUCCGGGUUCCGGAGGCCCAGUGGGCAGUUCCCCAGGUGAAGAGCCACACCCCAUCCUGCCCCAAGUCUGGAAGCCAAGGCUCAGAACUCAGACUCAGGGCAGUUUGUCCUGAACUCGCGGUGCUUGAGGUGUGCUCUGUCAUGGGAGACCUGUGGAUACUGUUAUAGGUUGCUCUGAGGCUUGGGCAUCCUGUCAGGACUGUUUUGAGCAAAUAGCAGCCACCGUCUGUACAGAGCCUUCAUGCCAAGUUAAGAAGAGCAAACUCUCAAGCACGGGCAGCGGUCCAUCAGAGUCUAUCUCUAAGUGCCCUCAGGACCAGCCUGGAUGUGGAGCUCAGCUCAGCACUUGGAGGAGGGAGGCCUCUGUCUUGGUGUUCCUGGGCCAGUCACUAGGUGAGCCGGAGCUAGAGCCCACAUCUCUGGGUGCACACAUCACACCUGGUGACUACUGCCCACCUUCGAAGGAUGGCUGUGGACCAGGUCUCGGUCCCAGCGGUACUGUCUCACUUUGCCAACAGCAGUCACAACCAUGAACUACGUAGGGCAGCUGGCUGAGACCGUGUUUGGGACAGUGAAGGAGCUGUACCGGGGCCUGAACCCUGCCACAUUGAGUGGCGGCAUCGAUGUGCUGGUGGUGAAGCAGGCAGACGGCUCCUUCUGCUGCUCCCCCUUCCAUGUGCGCUUCGGCAAACUGGGUGUCCUGAGGUCUCGGGAGAAGGUGGUGGACAUCGAGAUCAACGGAGAGCCAGUGGAUUUGCAUAUGAAGCUGGGGGACAGUGGGGAGGCCUUUUUUGUCCAGGAGUUGGAAGAUAGCGAAGAACAUGUGCCUCCUCGCCUGUGCACAUCACCCAUCCCUUGGGGGGGCCUGCCCGGGUUCCCCUCAGACUCCCAGCUGGGCACAGUCAGGGAGCCUGAGGCUAUCACCGUGGGUACCUCCUCCACGGGGCGGAAGAAGAAGCGUCGCAGGAGGAAGCCGAGGAGGAAAGAGGACACGGUGGCAACUGACUCUAGUUCAGAGGAGCUGGAGACAGGUGCCGAGAGUGAGCCAUCCCCACUGGAAAAGCCACGGCCAGAGCACCCAGGCAGUGUUCACUUGGAGGAAGAAUCUUCACCACAACCCAAAGAUAUCUACCCCUACUCUGAUGGAGAGUGGCCCCCACAGACCAGCUUCUUGCCUGAUGGACUGGCUUCCCCUAAGAGUGACUCAGAGCUUGAGAUGCGGACCCCUGAACCCAGCCCCCUGAGAGCUGAGUCCCACAUGCAGUGGACCUGGGGGCGACUUCCAAAGGUGACCAAAGCUGAGUGGCCUGAGUCCUUGGUGGCCCCUGAUGACCACACCAGCUCAGUCUCUCCUCCUCAGGGAGAGCCCAGCAACCCCUCCACCUCUGGAGCUGGCCUGAGCCCUGUGGAACCCCCAAUUCUGCAAACGGAGGCUGACACUGACCUUCUUCAGCCUGACAUGGAGCUGUCCACUCUAGCUGGUCCUCUUCCUCUCCCUGCUGAGAGAGAGGAAAGCAAGGCUCAGAGCUCCAGCAACUCUGGUCCCCUUUCUGCUUCUAAAUCAUGGAGCUGGGCUGCUCUGGAGGUCCCCACUCCCACGCAGCAGCCAGAAAGAGUUUUCAGGAGGAAAGGCUCCCUGAAGAGAAGCCAGCACCUAGGCCCUACUGACAUCUACCUGGACGACUUGCCCUCCCUGGACUCUGAGAAUGCAGCCCUGUACUUUCCCCAGAGUGACUCUGGGCUGGGCCCCAGGAGGUGGAGUGAACCUGGCAGCCAGAAGACCCUGGGGGUCCCCAACCCCGAACAGGAGCCAGAACACAUUCCAGAUGCAGUGGACACAGUAGUCCUUUCCCUCUGUGGUGGGCUGGCUGACAGCCGGGAUAUCUCCCUGGAGAAAUUCAACCAGCACGCCAUCACCUACCAGGACCUUGCUAAGAACCCUGGCCUCUUAGACAACCCAAACCUGGUGGUGAAAGUCAAUAAGAAGUAUUAUAACUGGGCAGUAGCUGCCCCCAUGAUCCUCUCCCUGCAAGCCUUCCAGAAAAACCUGCCCCAGAGCACCGUGGACAAGCUGGAGAAGGAGAAGAUGCCCCGGAAGGGUGGACGGUGGUGGUUUUCCUGGCGACGCAGAGAUUUCCCUGCUGAGGAGCGCAGCACCCAGAGGGAGAAGACCACAGCUAGGGAGCAGCUGGGAGAGAAGACUGAUGUCAUGAGCAGUGAAGACGAUGCCCUGGACAGCCCUGUGAUCCUUGAGGCCUCCUCUCCACCACCCUUACCUCCAGCCUACACUCCUACCUAUAAGAAAUCCCUCCGCCUCUCCUCUGACCAGAUUCGGCGCCUGAACCUGCAAGAAGGUGCCAAUGAUGUGGUCUUCAGUGUGACCACCCAGUACCAGGGCACCUGUCGCUGCAAGGCCACCAUCUACCUGUGGAAAUGGGACGACAAGGUGGUCAUCUCGGACAUUGAUGGCACCAUCACCAAGUCUGACGCCCUGGGCCACAUUCUGCCUCAGUUGGGGAAAGACUGGACACACCAGGGUAUCACCAGCCUCUACCACAAAAUCCACCUAAAUGGUUACAAGUUCCUGUACUGCUCAGCAAGGGCCAUUGGCAUGGCUGAUCUCACCAAAGGGUACCUGCGCUGGGUGAGCGAGCGGGGCUGUGGCCUCCCCAAGGGUCCCAUCCUGCUGUCUCCCAGCAGCCUCUUCUCCGCACUCCACAGGGAGGUGAUUGAGAAGAAGCCUGAGGUGUUCAAGAUCGCCUGCCUGAGUGAUAUCCAGCGGCUGUUUCUGCCCCACAAACAGCCCUUCUAUGCUGCUUUUGGGAACAGGCCUAACGAUGUUACUGCCUACCGGCAGGUGGGCCUACCAGAGUCUCGCAUCUUCACAGUCAACCCUCGGGGAGAGCUCAUCCAGGAGCUCAUAAAGAAUCACAAAUCCACGUACGAGCGUCUCAGUGAGGUGGUGGAGCUACUCUUCCCGCCGGUAACUCGUGGGCCCAGCACAGACCUUGUUGACCCAGAGUACAGCAACUUCUGCUACUGGCGGGAGCCGCUGGCCACGGUGGACCUGGACGCCCUGGCCUGAAACCUGCCCUGCUUGUCUGGUCCUCCCAGAACUGGCUGCAGGUUCCAGGGCACAGGGGCUGGAACUUAGUUAUAAACCCCCAAAGGGGAAGAGGGAGCUUUGGUUUGGUUGACAGCCCUCUUCCCUGUUCUGCCCACAGCUGCUGCCAGCUGAGCUGUGGCAGGCAGGGAUGUGCCCUGGUUCUGUCCCCAUCGCUCCGGUGACAGCUUCUAGUAGGACAGACAGAUGAGAGACUCCACUAAGACUCAAGGCCUGGAUACACAGCAAAGGGUUGGAGCAGCAUCUGAGAACACAAGCCCCCCAAAGCCCCCUCCCCAGUCCUCUGAAACUAGACCCUAGCUAAUUGCCCUUAACUCUUGACACAAACAUCACUGUAAGAGAUAGCUGGUGGCCCUGGACCUCAGCAAAAGACGCAUGUCCCAACCCAAGUUGCUCCAGCACCUCUGGGGGAAGGACUAAUAUAGAAGGGGGUUCCAGGUCCUUUCAGUGUAAGGACUGAGGGAGAGGGGUUCCCACUCUGCACUCAGAUGCUAUGUGCUCCCUCGGAGCCUCCAUUUGGACAGAGCCAUAAAUCCUGGCAUGAAGUGUGUGUGUGUGGGGGGGGUCUGCCUGCCUCCCCCCCCCCACCUGUCAAUUUCAUGUCCACAUAGUGGCUGAGUGAGCUCUUGCCCGAGGAACUGUGGGGAGCUGGCUGAGCCCCUCCACAGCCUUCCCUCCUGUUCACAAUUAUGGUAAAGAAGUUACCUGUAGGUCAGUUAAAAGCUUUAAUCCAGGCCUUCCCUCCCCAACAGCACCACAACUGAGGGCAGAAUCUCAAAUGUUGAGAAAACCAGAAGGUGGGGCUACAGAGACUGGCAAACCAGCACAGGAGGGAAACUGCAGCCAGGAAUCUCAGCGCAGGAGGGUCUAGAAAGACAUGGCCAAAUGAACAACUGUCACUUGUUGGUCUUGUACCAGAGCUUCUCAUCACUGGGUGACCCCCCCCCCCCCAAGGCAGGGCUGGGGUUUCACAGAGGUAUUGGCAACAAGGCCUGAGUCCCUCCCACUCCAGCUGCAGCCUCCUUUAUAUAAGCCGCUCUCUGAACAGAGGCCCUAGUCUGGGGGGGUGGGGAAGAGGGUUCUCAGAAUGGGAAUGAGGAGUGCAGGGGAACCAGUGUCCUGAAACCCAAGGAGCUUGGAUCCACUCCUCCCCUCAGAGAUUAUAUAGCUGCCUAAAAGCCCUCACCUUGGGAGAGGAUCAAAAAUAAAGCAAAUGGUCAACUGAG
Molecule: messenger RNA, 4452 nt
Organism: Erinaceus europaeus (western European hedgehog)
Lineage: Eukaryota; Metazoa; Chordata; Mammalia; Eulipotyphla; Erinaceidae
Gene: LPIN3
Product: lipin 3
Exons: 22
Coding region: 632-3187 (851 amino acids)
Biological process (GO): triglyceride biosynthetic process; cellular response to insulin stimulus; fatty acid catabolic process
Cellular component (GO): nucleus
Molecular function (GO): transcription coactivator activity; phosphatidate phosphatase activity
Source: RefSeq, a predicted model, not a curated record